AUGGCCAAGAAUAAUUUCAUCAUAGUAACUGAGUUCAUCCUUAUGGGCUUUACUGGCUACCUUAACUUGGAGAUUCCCCUCUUCCUGGUGUUUCUGAGUUUCUAUCUAGUCACCCUUCUGGGGAAUAUAGGGAUGAUCAUUCUGAUCCAAGAGGAUGUCCAGCUCCACCCAAUGUACUUCCUUCUGAGUCACCUCUCCCUGCUAGACAUCUGCUACACCUCGGCCAUCACCCCUCAGAUCCUGGCCACACUCGCCACAGGCAAGACAGUCAUCUCCUAUGGCCAAUGUGCUUCCCAGUUCUUUUUCUUCACCAUUUGUGUAGGCACAGAGUGUUUCCUGCUGGCUGUGAUGGCCUAUGAUCACUAUGUGGCUAUUAGCAACCCACUGCUCUACACUGUGGUCAUGCAUCCCAGGAUCUGCUGGAGUUUAGUGCUGGGAGCCUAUGUUUAUGGGUUAGCGAGGUCCAUCCUGUAUACCAUGUGUACUUUCACCCUCUCCUUCUGUGAUAACAAUCAGAUCAACUUCUUGAAGCUUGCCUGCAGUGACACAAAAAACACUGAGAUUGUCAUUGUCUUCUUUGGCAACUUUGUGAUUUUGGCCAAUGCCUUGGUCAUCCUGAUUUCCUACCUGCUUAGCAUCAAGACCAUUUUGAGGGUGAACUCUUCGGGUGGCAGGGUUAAGGCUUUCUCCACGUGCUCCUCCCACCUCACUGCUGUGGCCAUUUUCUUUGGGACCCUCAUCUUCCUGUAUCUGCGGAAUGGUUCAGGCAAAUCCCUUGAGGAAGAUAAGGUGGUGUCUGUCUUCUACACUGUGGUCAUCCCCAUGCUGAGCCCUGUGAUAUACAGCCUGAGAAAUAAGGAUGUGAAAGCGGCCUUCAGAAAGGUCACUGGUAGAUUCCAAGUGUCACAGAGUGUGUAG
Mesoplodon densirostris (Blainville's beaked whale) is the source of this 918-nucleotide messenger RNA. Its product is annotated as olfactory receptor 9I1. Gene Ontology annotation, molecular function: G protein-coupled receptor activity; olfactory receptor activity; odorant binding. Gene Ontology annotation, cellular component: membrane. Lineage: Eukaryota; Metazoa; Chordata; Mammalia; Artiodactyla; Ziphiidae. Gene Ontology annotation, biological process: sensory perception of smell; G protein-coupled receptor signaling pathway. The record is from RefSeq and is a predicted model, not a curated record.